Messenger RNA from Exaiptasia diaphana, 1577 nucleotides. Its product is annotated as melanocyte-stimulating hormone receptor-like. Gene Ontology annotation, cellular component: membrane. Gene Ontology annotation, molecular function: G protein-coupled receptor activity. The record is from RefSeq and is a predicted model, not a curated record. The transcript has a single exon. Lineage: Eukaryota; Metazoa; Cnidaria; Anthozoa; Actiniaria; Aiptasiidae. The coding region runs from base 269 to 1243 and encodes 324 amino acids. Gene Ontology annotation, biological process: G protein-coupled receptor signaling pathway.
AUCAGUGAAAUUAAGGAUUUGGAAUCACAGUGUGGUUUUGAACUCAUGACAUAAACUAAAGAAAACGGACAGCAUACUGUUCUUUUUGCACCUGCUUACUUGCAAAUGCAAAUUUUCCUGGAUUAUACUCUAAUAUUUACUCGAGUGACGUUUCUGGUUCGAUGCCCUUGGUUGAACUUGGUGAAGACUGGAUUGACAAGGUUUAUAAUGUAUUGUAUGCCCGAUUAAUCAUUACGACGUUAUCGACAAGCCUGUAAGGUUGAGCAAUAUGUCUCCUGUUGACUGCAGUAGCUUCUUUCUGUGGUAUGCUUACAGAGAACAACUUAGUGGCAUUUCCUUGUGCUGUGUUGUUAUAAUGGGACUUCUUGUUGUACCAAUUGCUUUUAUGAACAUUUUGAUCUUGUACAUUAUCAUGUCUAAGCCAGCUUUCCAUACUCCGUCCAAUAUCUUCAUCUGUAACCUAGCUGUAUCAGACAUAACCGUUGCUGUUAUUGGAAUUCCUCUCUCCAUCACUUGGAGACUUUAUGAACAAACUUCUGGAGAUCCAGAAAUUGCGUGUUAUUUGGGUUAUAGCGCAAUUGUUGCUGGUACUACCGUAAGUGGGGCCUCAAGUUUAACACUUAUUUCAGCUAUUUUGGACCGCUAUCUAGCCUUGAGAUUUCACCUUCAGUACCCCUCAGUGGUAACGAAUGCUCGCGUCAUUACAACUUGUAUACUGACAUGGUUUUCAUCGUCCACAAUUGCGAUGGUGAUUUUCAUUGGUAUGGAUGUAUAUGACUUUUUGAUAGCAUCUCUUCUUGGUCCAUCUAUGUCUCUCUUGUUUUUCGCAUACUACAAGAUAUUCAGAGCUGUUCAUCACCACCAAAACCAGAUUCAUAAUCAGACUUCUAACGUCGAACAGCAAGGAACCUUCCCGAAUUUAUCUCGUUAUAAGAAAAGUGCUAGUGCAUUAUUGUAUUUAUUUGUAUUUUUCUUUAUAUUUUUUGCGCCUUAUAGCCUGUUUUCGUUAUACCAUCAAGUCCAAGGGCAUACGAUAUAUUACAUGAGAGGAUUUGCAAUUUCGGUUACUCUUAUAUAUUUGAACUCGGCUCUGAAUCCUGUAAUCUGCUGUUGGAAGAUUAGGGAACUGAGGCGUGCUGUGAAGAAAACGCUUUUUCAGUUUAUUGGAAAAGAUAUGAAUUCUGCAGAGAUGGGGAAUAAUUCAAGACUUAGUACUAUUAACAGAACAAGGGACAUUCAAUGAAUUCAACGGAAAUUUCAAAAAAACAAGCUCAAUAAAAGUUUCUUAGCUUUAUUUCCUGACCUUGAGCAAAUACAACUGUAUGCUGUAACUAUUUUGCAAUACAUUGUUGAUACUUCUCUCGUAGUUGAAUUAAAAUGUAUGAGUACAUAAUUGAUGUUAGCUGAGAACAACAGAAUAAGUGUUUGGAAAUGUCAACAAACCUUAUGACAGUCUAUGGCAGUCGCUUUUUAAUAAGGUUGUGGAAAAAUAAUAAGAUUUGUGUUAGCUUAGGUAUAAAUGAGUCAUCGCAUGUCUUUGCCAUUAUUGUUUGGUUUUUAUUUUUUUUACCGCACAA